AGUGAGAGAUUGAAGAGAUGAGAUACGACGAUAACGAAGAGGAGGAGGUGGCAGUUUCUUGAGCGAGAGAGGCGAUCAUCAUCUCGGGGAUCAUUUUCCGCGCUCGUGAGCACACGUCACGUCACGUUUUUUUCUCCACACGUUCUCGCUCCCGAGGAGGGGAGCGACGACGCGACGCGACGCCACGCGUCGCGGUGUCCGGUCGCGAAAGGAAGAGGGUAGUACUUGGAGGAGUGCGCGAGAGCAGAGGAAGAGAGCCGCCGCUGCUGAUAAACAUGUCACGUCCGCGCCAGAGGAGAUCGCACGACGCGCGUCAAUCCAGGUCCAAGUCCCGAGCUGUCAUCGUCGUCGCUGCCAAAUAAGUCCACGCGGCACGAAGAUGGCCUCGUCCACGAGGAGAUCCUGGAAGCUCCAGGAAUUUGCUGCCCAUACGCCAAAUGUCAAUUGUCUGGCGUUAGGCCACAAAUCUGGUCGUGUCUUGGUAACUGGCGGUGAUGACAAGAAGGUAAACCUAUGGGCCGUUGGAAAGCAAAAUUGUAUUAUGAGCCUGAGUGGCCAUACUACUCCCAUAGAAUGCGUACGUUUUGGCCAAACGGAAGAUCUCGUAUGUGCUGGCUCACAGACAGGUGCAUUGAAGAUUUGGGACCUGGAACAUGCCAAAUUAGCACGCACACUAACAGGACACAAAUCUGGAAUACGAUGCAUGGACUUCCAUCCUUACGGGGAACUGCUCGCUUCCGGGAGUUUGGAUACAGCAAUCAAAUUAUGGGAUAUUCGCAGAAAAGGUUGCAUCUUUACAUACAAGGGCCACAAUAGGACUGUGAAUAGUUUAAAAUUCAGUCCUGACGGACAAUGGAUCGCCAGUGCUGGGGAGGAAGGAAUGGUUAAGCUGUGGGACCUAAAGGCUGGUAGACAACUAAGGGAAUUUUCGGAACACAGAGGUUCGGCCACAACCGUCGAAUUUCAUCCACAUGAAUUCCUAUUAGCCAGCGGCAGUGCCGACAGAACGGUUCACUUUUGGGAUUUGGAGUCAUUUCAACUCGUAUCUUCCACAGAACAAAAUUCUUCAGCCAUACGGUGCCUAUACUUUAGUCAAGGCGGGGAAUGUCUGUUCGUUGGUGGUCAUGACGUUUUAAAGGUUUAUGGCUGGGAACCAAGUAGAACAUUGGACACAAUACCCACUGGUUGGGGAAAGAUCCAGGACAUAGCCAUUGCUCAAAAUCAAUUGAUCGGCGCGAGUUUCCACACCGCGAAUGUCACCUUGUACGUGUGCGAUCUGAAGAAAAUCGCGCCACUGGGAGGAAUAUCGGCUGUCAAUUCGCCGUUUAGUCAUGGAAAUUCCCUGAGAAAGAGCUUUUCCAGGGAACGACCGAUCGGAUUAAAGAAGCACACAUUGGAUGUACGAACGAUAGAAGAGGCGGACAAAUCCGGCACAGAUCCAGAGGAUGAGGCCACUUACGCGGAUAUACCCAACGUAACCGACUACAGGAACGUUUUCCAACCGAGCAGGGCGUUGUCUCGCACACCACCUCCCGAAUCCUCCGAGGCUUUCCAGGAGCCUCUUGAUAUAGAUCCGACGCAGCCGCAGAUACUACAAAAUCUCUCUACCUCAAUGUCGAACCUGAACACAAUGGAGCGCGAGGAAGUUCCGCCGGUGUCGUUACCAUCGUCGCCGCCUCCUCCGGCGCCCACGUUAUCCUUGAUGAAGCCGGUGCCGGUGCCGGUGCGCGUUCAACCGAUCAAGUCGUCGCCGCCGAUUCAGAGGAAUCCGAUCACGUCGACGAGCCAGAUCAGGGCGAAUCUGCAGGCGAACAAUAGCCUUAAUCAACGAGCCUCCAAGAACUUCGCGUCUAUACCGCCAUUGAGGCAGAACAUCACGCCGCUUCCAGGCAAAAGGAUGAACACCACCGAUCAAGCGGUGUCAGCGUCACCUCAACCCUUAGGACCGCAAAGGUCGAACUCAACCCUAACGCCGCGCGUCGCGCCGAUGGCCGCGGUGAUUCCCGUGAUGGACGAUGGCAAGCUGAAGAAUAGAGUACCUAGCCCGGACUCUCCGAAGCAUUACCUGAAAAGGCAGAGCAGCAGGGACGGAGAGCAGCAGGGAUACGAAAGCGAUUAUCCUGUACAAAUUAAUAGCAUAAACAUAAGGCACAGUCCAUCCGAUCCCGCGCUGAACAGGCCGAACACCGCGCAAUCGAGGUCGACGUCGCUCAAUCGAAACUUCGCUACCUCAACCGCGCUGUCGGCGCGCAAUGCCUCCACGACAACAUCGAUGUUUAUGAAGAAGCUACCUAAUAAGGCGCAAAUUCCGCCAACCAAGGUCGACGUGCGCGUCUCGCAGAUAAGAAACAACGUCGAAGAUACAGAAAAGGAGGAACUAGUGCCGAUGAGCGCCGACAAGCCUUAUGGUUUGGAUGUGGAAAAUUUCCUACCCCACAGUUACUCUGGUUCCACAUCGUUAGAUUAUUCUCAGAUGGGCGUGCUGACGGAAAUGUCGGAAGCCGAGGUAUUGAACAGUAUGAUGCGCAGUCAUGACUCGAUGAUGGUAGUACUUAAAAGUCGGCAUCGCUCGUUACAAAUCAUACAUUCCCUCUGGCAGAACAAAGAUCUCAAGGCCGCGGUGGAAUCUGCAGUCGCGAUGAAUGACCUGGCAAUCAUCGUGGAUCUCUUGAGCAUUCUCACAUUAAAACCAGCGAUGUGGAACUUGGAUCUGUGCAAUUGCCUACUGGGUCCCAUUAGCGAUCUCCUUCAAAGUAAAUACGAAAUGUAUAUAACGGUAGCUUGUUCGGCAUUAAGACUUAUUCUUCGCAACUUCGCACCGGUGAUCAAAUCCAACGUGGAAGCGCCUCUUCACACGAUCGGCGUCGACGUAUCGCGAGAGGAGCGGUACCACAAGUGCCUCUCUUGCUACGAGAAGCUCUCGGCGAUACGGGCGAUUCUGUUGAAGAAGCAGCCGACGUCCGGGAAACUCGGCGCCUCGUUCCGCGAGCUGGCUGUGCUCAUUAGGAAUCUGGAGUGACCGACGCUGCGUCGUCUGAGACCCUCGUGAAUUCGACCGCCAAAUAUCCUCGUCGGUUUCUCACCCCGAUGACGAGGGUCGCCAGGAACGCCGAGGAGCAGCAACGAAGCCUGUCGUCGCCUCGCAUCGAGGAAGACGCGUCUGUAAAAAUUCAUCCUUGCUGCUUGAUCGAUCGCCUCCUCCUCGUCAUUAUCAUCCUCGCGGCUGUCCCGAUUCUCUGGAAAAAAAAGCGAACAAAAUUGCGAGAUUUAUUCUUUACUCAUUUACCAAACGGCCUGACGAGUCGUGAAGUUAUUGAUGAAAAAGAGAGAGAGAGAGGGAAAGUAUUGUUGAUGAAGAUAAGAAAAGAAAGAAAUUUGUUUGAAGAAAAGCGAAGUUAUAAAAUGAAAGGCGGGUGAAAGCGAGGAAAAGCACUAUCGCCAAAUGUGUUUAAUGCUAUACUGAAGCAUCAGGAAGCGAUCUUAUUGGUUUUAUUCGAUAUAUCAAUUUUUCUGGAUAUUUUUAAAAAAUUGUUCCCUUUUAUAACUUAUUCAAAUCUAAUUUAAAUUAAAAAUUAUUGUUUUAAGAAACUUUAAUUCAAUAAAUA
Nylanderia fulva is the source of this 3605-nucleotide messenger RNA. RefSeq names its product katanin p80 (gene kat80). Gene Ontology annotation, cellular component: katanin complex. Gene Ontology annotation, molecular function: microtubule binding. The record is from RefSeq and is a predicted model, not a curated record. Gene Ontology annotation, biological process: microtubule severing; microtubule depolymerization. NCBI's taxonomy places the organism in Eukaryota, Metazoa, Arthropoda, Insecta, Hymenoptera, Formicidae.